This is a messenger RNA of Saccostrea cuccullata (small rock oyster), 3634 nucleotides long. RefSeq names its product arrestin domain-containing protein 3-like. NCBI's taxonomy places the organism in Eukaryota, Metazoa, Mollusca, Bivalvia, Ostreida, Ostreidae. Gene Ontology annotation, biological process: protein transport. The transcript is spliced from 8 exons. Gene Ontology annotation, cellular component: cytoplasm. The record is from RefSeq and is a predicted model, not a curated record. The coding region runs from base 112 to 1305 and encodes 397 amino acids.
GUCGUUGCAAGUGCGAUUUUCAUAUUUUGAGAGGUUUUUGUUUGUUCAAGGCUGCCGUAGAAAAGAAUGUGAAUCCAGCUGAAGGUGUGAAGGAAACAAGGAUAUUGUAGAAUGGGGAAGUUGAGAGCUUUCUACAUUGAGCUUGAAAAUCCCCAAGGGGUUUUCUUUGCUGGACAGAUUAUAAAUGGCAGACUUGUUGUAGAACUGGAUGCAGAGAUGAAAAUGAGAGAAAUAAGUUUGAAAUUCAAAGGACAAGCUAAUGUACACUGGACAGAAAGCCAAACAGUCUCCACAGGAAAAACUACAAGCACUGUAACCAGACAUUAUAGUGCAUCUGAGAAGUACUUUGAGCACACCCAGCCUUUGUUUGGAAAAGGUAUGGGAAUGGGUGAUGAUAACCGCUUGCCCCCAGGACAGCAUGUUUAUCCUUUCUCCUUCCAGCUGCCCCCAAAUCUCCCAUCAUCCUUUGAAGGAGGAGUUGGUUAUGUCAGAUACACCAUUAAAGGAACCAUUGACAAGCCGUGGAAAUUUGACCAUACUACCAAGAGACCUUUCACUGUCAAUGCAUUGUUAGAUUUGAACACACAGCCAAAUUCAGCAUGUGGGACUCAAAACCAACAAAGUAAAUUCCUAUGUUGUCUGUGCUGUAAGUCGGGACCAAUAACAGGAAUGUUAAAACUGGACAGAGUGGGAUAUGUUCCUGGAGAAGCAAUAACCUUCAACGCGGAAAUACAAAACAUGACCAGCAGAGUCUGUGGAACUCAUGUCAAGCUAUACAUGACCACUGUGUUUCAUGCUACAACAAAAUCCAAAACUACAACUUCUGAGGUAGCAAGAGUAGUCCACCAAGACAUUCAGCCCGGGGAAACAGAAACCUGGUCAGGAGACAGGCUGGUUAUACCCCCCUUACCUCCGUCAUUCCUGGUGGGAUGUCAGAUUAUCGACAUCAAUUACUACUUUGAGUUGAUUGUUGACCCCUCUGGGCCUGCCAUAGACCUGCAUGUGCCUUUAUUGAUCAUCAUUGGUACAAUACCCCUUCGGACAGUUGUUCAACAGUAUCAAGCACAGUAUGGAAUCUCUAGUCCUGCACAACCAGCAUUACCUGCCCCUGGCCCAGCACCCUCUGCUCCCCCAGUAGGAGGCGCUUCAAUAAUGUCAGAUUUGCCACCACCAAGCUACAAUGAGUGCGUGUUUGGUAAAACUAACAUCCGGGAAGAAGAUGACUCGGAGCACACCAGAGGAGAGAUGGACUACGCCCCAGCAUACACGUAUUAUGACUGGUCCAAACAAUCACAAUUUAAGUAAUUGUGUUCUUUGUACUACAAUGGACCUUCAGAUAUCCGGACGCCAGAUAUCCGGAUGCUUCAGUAUCCGGACGACUUUUCAUCGGAACAAAAUUUUUUAAUGUUACAUUGUCUUGUUUAAUUAGUAAUUCAGGUAUCCGGACGCUUCACAUAUCCGGACAAAUUGACAAGGAACCAAAGCAUCCGGAUAAAUGAGGCUCCACUGUACAUGCAUAAUAUUAAUACAAUUUACAUGUAUUAACUAUUAAUAUUGACAUCAUGACUUGUGUUCUCUCAAGCACUGUAUUGCUCAUUUCUUUAGCGGUUGUAAAAUUUGGCAUUUUGUUCACUCAAAGGUAUACCAAUGAUUUUUGGCAAAACUUUUUUUGGCAGACAGAGUUCCAGUACAUUGCAAAAGAGUGGAAUUUCAUCUUUUAGAUAAGUUUUAGUGUACUGUGUAAUAUAUGUUUGAAUACUGAUUUACACAGAAGUUUGAGUAAAUACAAUAUCAGAUUAAUUUUUAUUGCUUAUUCAACAGUCUCAUCAGAGUUAUUUAAGGAUUUUUUAUCAGUAUUGAUAAUGAAGAGGGCAAAUCUGGCAAUUAAAAUUUUAGUGGUUUACUACAAAACCUCUAAAGGUAAGCCAAAGGUAGCAGUCUCUGCUAAAAAUGCCCCUUAUACAGUAUAAUUUUUUUUCAUUAUUUAUUUAAGACUGGUUUUAAACCUUAGAGUGUUAGUUUUUUAGCCUUUGUUCUAAUGUAACCAAAUCAAUAUUAGUUGUUGUUGUUCAUGUAUGCUGUUUAAUUUAAUAUGUACUCUUUCUUACCUGAUUUCAUUAUUCAUCAGAAAAGGAGACAUUUAAUUCAUAAUUUUUAGAUGACAUAUUUUCAACAAUUAAUAAUAGGUAAUCACUAUAAUUUAUACCUCAUGCAGAGAAGACACAAAAGUUCGUCAUAUUUCUUUAGGUACUACCGGGUAAUAAUCAAGGGCUAUGUAAAUUUUACCUUUAAUUAUUUUCAUAUACCUUUCCAUAUUCAUUAAUAAAUUUGCAUGUUAACAUAUAUUUAUCAAUUUGACUCAGGUGCAAGAAUAUGUACAGCUGUAGAUCACCAAAUUUUUGCGACACCAUUUUUUGCAAGAAAGUCGCAAGGUACAUACAUGUAUUUAUAAGGGUUAUGUAGUGAGGAACAUUUUUUCCUCCACAAAUUCUGGUCAUUGUUGUAAGUAUAAAUCUUCAUAUUAAAUACAUGUAUAUGAGACAAUGAAUUUUUUCAGUGGUUUAAUUUACCAGUAAUGUACAUGAAAAUAAAUACCUUGCAAAAAUAAAGUGAUUUAAAGUGUGCAUUGCAUACUUUAAAUCACUUUUUAUUUUUGCAAGAUCUUUAAUUACCUGGUAGCAUCUGAAUGUAGUUAAUAACUAAAAUAGAUUUUUUGAUGAUUGGUAUCCAGCUAUUUUCUUGUCAGCUUAAUUAUAUCACCCCGAAUGAAGUCGGGGACGACAUAUUGCGAUUGUAUGCAUGUUUUUGUUCUCCAGGCCGUUUCUCGGAGAUGGCUGGGACAAUAUUCCUGAAACUUUCCUCAAAGGAUGAUCACUGGUUGUAGUUGUGUUGUGUGGUCAUUCAGUUUCAAAAUGGCUACCGUUGCCAUGGAAACCUGCAAACAGCGACGACUUUUGUCCGCGAGUGUUCUCUCUUGUCCCUUGAACAUUCAUCAUGAAACUUUUUAUUUUAGUGAUUAGUUAUUGUAGUUGUGCGAUUUGCAUUUAAAAUUUUCAAAUAAUCGAUUAUUGCCAUGGAAACCAGGGGAAAGUGAAAAUUCUUGAACUUUGAUUUUUAAAUCAAAGUACUGAAAGGACUGAUGGUUGUCCAAGCUUAGCUAAUGGGUAUUGUUUUAUUGAUACAAAAAAUGAAAGUCUUGUCCAGUUCGGGGCGACAUACGCUAUUGCUUGCAAUUAUAGCAGACUUUCUAGUUUUGUCUUGCAAUCCAUACAUGUAAGAACAUCAAAAAUAGCCAAUUAAGUAAUGAUAUAUACACUGUAUCAAACAUAUAUUUAUAGUGGUAAUGACAUUUGUAAAAUUAAAAUUUUCAGUUGGUAAAAAAAAAGAUAAUCUAUUUUUAAUUCAGAAUGGGGAAUUUCAUGACUCCCUUUUUAGAAAACUGAGAGCCUCUUCUACUCAGGAGAUGUUAUAUUGCCUUUACAUGUAUAUGUUGUCAAGACUUUCUUUUUUACAAAAUAAUAACGGGUAUAUUUUAUUAAGAUUCCAUUUAUUGUCAUGAUUAUCCUUCUGUGUUGUAUUUAUCAAAAAUUUAAUUAACAAGUAAUGAUCAAUAAAUCCAAAAUGUUUACUUUUA